Molecule: messenger RNA, 1170 nt
Organism: Rhagoletis zephyria (snowberry fruit fly)
Lineage: Eukaryota; Metazoa; Arthropoda; Insecta; Diptera; Tephritidae
Source: RefSeq, a predicted model, not a curated record
AUGAACGACGACGAGGUGGGGGCGGGUUACGGAGUGGACCACGGCGGUCCUCCUGGUCGUCAAAGCUUGGGCCGCAGCGAGGAGGACGGCAGCGAGGACUGUCACUCGGUGAUCAGCCGAAAGUCCGCCACGCCCACGGAGAGAACCUGUGACAAGUACGGCUUCUUUCUGGAGAACUCGGAGGACGAGGAGGGGGGCGGAACAGCAGCUGAAACCAGAGUACCAACCUCCGCCGAGGUGAAGGCGCUGCGCGCCCGCGAGAAGAAGUGGCUGCAGAUGCUGAACAACUGGCGCUACUACAUCAACUUCAAGUGGGAGAAGAUUCGCGACCGCUGCCGCAAGGGCAUUCCCCACUCGCUGCGCUCCCAAGCCUGGUUCUACCUCUGCGGCGGCCACCUGCAGAAGCGCCGCCGGCCGGCGCUCUACGCGGACCUCCUGACACGAUCCGUUCCCGAGGAGACGCGCAGCGACAUCACCAAGGACCUCCAUCGCCAGUUUCCCGGCCACGAGCUCUUUGCGGAGCGUUCCGGCUCCGGCCAGGCUGAGCUCUUCAACGUCCUCAAGGCCUUUGCAGCGUACCGCCCGGCGCAAGGCUACUGCCAGGCGCAGGGCCCCAUUGCGGCGGUGCUGCUGAUGCACAUGCCCGCAGAGCACGCCUUCUGGUCGCUGGUCGCCCUCAACGACUACUACAUUGGCGGGUACUUUACGCACAACCUGGAGGAGAUUGAAAUUCACGGGCGCAUGCUGGCGGCCUUCCUCCGCCGGUUCUCGCCCUCUGCCUACAGUUUGCUGAAGCGGCAGAACGUCGAGCCGGUUCUCUACAUGACCGAGUGGUUCAUGUGCAUCUACUCGCGCAGUCUGCCCUGGGCCUCGGUGCUCAGGGUCUGGGACAUGUUUCUCUGUGAAGGCGUGACGGUCCUCUUCAAGGUGGGCAUCUACAUUGUGGACGUGACGCUGAGGGGGGAAAAUGUGAAGACCUGUCCGACGAUGUACGAGACGUGUCAGAAGCUGCGCAGCACGCCCCGCCACUACCUCGCAGAGGAGCCCCUGCUCAAGGGACUGAAGCACAUUGACCUGAAGGAUGAGGACCUGCUGCGGGAGCACAAAACUCAGGUGAAGAAGCACCGAAAGGCGAAGAGCAGGGAAAGCAGGGAGCAGAAUGCUGCUUGA